AUCAGUUGGACUUCCAGCUCGGCCGGUGGCAAUUUCAAGAAGCAGCUGCAGACAGUUUUAUUGUGAAAAAUAAUAAAAAUAAAUAGUCCGAAAAUCGUAGUUGUGGGCAGGUCUCAUGUUUUUGCAUAAAAGUGAACCACACAAAAUAUUUUGAGACUUCGAGCGAAACGGUUGGGUUCUUUCGCGUGUGAACGGGCAGCGGAUGCGCGUGCCAAUCGGAAAAAGGCUUUGAAAAUAAAUGAGUUGUUCGGAAUAGGCAGGAGCGAAUGCGAAUCAAGAUACUUACCCUACCAGAACAUCAAGCUCGAUAGCCAACUAUACUCCUACAGUUAUCAAUCAAAUAGCAACACAAAAUAGCUACAACAUGCGUUUUGAGCCUUUGGGCCAGAAAAUGUUCACACGUCGCAACUGGUUGCUGCGCUGCAGCAUCCUCAUCAACGUAGCGGUCAUCCUGUACAUCGGCAGUCAGCUGAUGAUCGGCGGCGGCAACAACUUCACGAAUGGCGGUGGAUUCCUGCUGCAGGACCAGCAACAGGUGUCCGUACUCCAAGUGGGCUCCGCUUCGUCUGCGGCUCAAGUGCAGCAGCAACAGCCGCCUACGCCCAAGAAUCAGAACCAGGUGGUAGAGAUCUUCGAGUCUGAGGAGAAGCAGCUGGUCAACUCCAAUGCAGACUCUGCGGCGGCAGCGGCUCAGGCUGUUGAUACCGCUGCAGGUGCCCCGCAGUUGGCCAAUGACAGUGGUGGCGGAGCCGCUGUCCUGGGCGAUCCCUCCCAGGUGAUCGGAAACAUUGGAGCCGGCGGUAUCGCCUCUGGCGGCAAUUCCGAGGUGAACAACACUCAGUCGGACGGCGGCUACAUAGUCACAGGCGACGAAAAGGAGCUGGAGGAGCGGGUGCGAUCGCUGAUUAACUGCUUCGACCACGACUACCACCAGCAGACCUUGCAGCGCGGCGACUUCUGGGUGCUGCAGAACUACGUGCGGGCGGAGCAUGGUGACAUCAAGUGCCACGAGUCGAUCACCUACACGACUCAUGCGGACUACACGUUCCUGGACAACCUGGUGCCGCUGCUGGAGCGCUGGAACGCCCCGGUGAGCAUUGCCAUGCACGCCCCCGGCACUGACUUCCAGCCCACGCUGGACUCGAUCCGGUACCUGCGGGACUGCCUGCCCGGCAGUCACCUGGUUCGCGCCUACACCACCUUCCACAUCUACUUCGGCACCAAGCACAUUCCCAAGUCGGUGCCCAAGCCGCACGAGGUCUUCAAGACGGGGUACAACUGCACUCUCCCGCCUCCGUACUUCAACGUGAGUUCGGGCCACCUGUACAAGGCGCAAAAGAAGCUCCUCUAUCCGGUCAACGUGGGCCGGAACAUAGCCCGAGAUUCGGCGCUCACCCACUUUAUUCUGGCAUCCGACAUCGAGCUGUACCCGAACCCGGGUCUGGUCAAGAAAUUCCUCGAGAUGAUUGCCCGCAACGAACAGUACCUGAGACGCAAAGCACCCAGGGUAUUUCCAUUGGCCAUCUUCGAGGUGGAAGAAAACUCACCGGUGCCCCAUGACAAGACCGAACUGCAGGAGUUUCUGCGCACAGGGAAAGCCAUUCCUUUCCAUAAGCGGGUCUGCGCCAGCUGCCACGGGGUACCCAAGUCCAAGGAGUGGAUGUCCGCCAACGAGACGGACGAGCUCAGUGUGUUCCAUAUUGGAAAACGAACUGGUUACUACGUGCACUGGGAGCCGAUCUACAUUGGAACCCAUGCCGAUCCCCACUACGACGAACGGCUCAGCUGGGAGGGAAAGAGCGACAAGAUGCCUCAGGGCUAUGCGCUGUGCGUGAUGGACUACGAGUUUCACAUACUGGAUAACGCGUUCCUGGUCCACAAACCUGGCAUCAAAGUGCUGAAGAAGGACAACCGACGAGCCAUGCUCUCGGGCAAGACGAACCAGCUGAUACGGAAGAUCAUCUACCCGGAGCUGAAGAUCAUGUACGGCAUGCGCAAGGGAUGUGCGAUAUAGUAACUAAUUCUGAAACCGAGCUGAGCUCAGUCCCGCGUGACCGGGAAGGAGGCGAAGGCGAAAAGACUAGAACCAACUUCACUGUUACUAUUUGCAAUGCUAUAGGUCGGUAGGGUCGACUCUACCGCCUCGUAUUCCCUCUAUGGCAUUGGAUGCGCACUGCAAGUGUGUGUUUACAAUUAGCUAGAGACUUAGCCCUAGGACUAGUAGAGCAUUACGUAAUUAGGCUUAGCUGUAGGUCGGGUCGUGUAACGCCUUGAGGGCCUAUUGGGUUUUUUCGCUUUCUGGGUAAUCCUUUUCUACUCUGCAGAGCCUUGAGCUUAAAUAGAUUUAACGUAGUUAAAUGUGGCUUUUAGGCAGCAUGCCGAACUCCAUUUACCAUGCCCUUUGGCCAAUCAGCCAAACGGCCAGGUCCCUUGAUGAAAUUGGUUAAGACGCCACGCCUAAAAUCGGUUGAAAUCCACUUCCAUGAACUUCUGUAAAUAUUAACCACUUAAGGAUCUCCCUUCUCUCCUGCUCCUUGGCAAUCAACAUCUGGAGACUGGAGGCAGAGGGACUUCCGUUACUCAUAGGCAGUCAUUAUCAGUUAUUUUUAGCCUAGGCCAUUACCUUAAGUUUAUCGUUAUUUAGCUGAAUUUUCCAUGUGCAUCCAUUUACGAGUAGAAGCCAGUUUUCUUUUAUGGAUUUUCUUCAAAUACUCAACAGAGAAAUUGAGUGCAACCCCUCUUUUGUAUACCAGGGCAAGAUUCCUAAUGGAAGCGGGCAAAACAGUAGUCUUACCACAUUGUGUUUCUGAACUGGCGGAAUAAGCCUUAGAUUAAACCAUGUUUAUUGGGCAAUGUAGACUUACUGCAAAGACCAAAACGUAGAUUAGACCGAUACCGGGCCAAAACAAUUCCAACGUUAAAUAUUUGACUUGAAUAGCAGAGUAGGAUCAUUGGAUUGAGACGUAUUGAAUAGACUUCGAGAGUUAAAUCGUAAUAGUAGUAACAAAGUUAAAGGCUAAAGACAAGUUUCAACACAAUACUAUUAAAGUUUAUACAAGAAAACGCAAAAACGCAAAAACGCAAAAACACAAAAACUCAAAAACACAACAACUCAACAACAGACGACAGAGAAUUGAUUUGCUUACCGCACUGAAGGUAGGCAGAGCAACUAAUGCAAUUGAAGAUACAUUUCAAGAAGCAUAAAUGCGAACCGUGAUAUUUGUACUAGUAAAGCGAUAUGGAGACGUUAAACCUAAUGAUAAGAGAGGAGGGGAGGAUCGGAGACCCAUUUGCAUUAAACUUAGCCUAACCUUAGUUUUGUAUAUGUUUUUUAAUAGUGUCGAACAUUAAGUCAAACUUGUGCACAUAUAAAUGUUAAAAACCAUAUUGUGAGGUCGAGUCCACGAUUCGAUCCUGAAGGAAAUGCUGAAGGUUUUUGUUGCGUAGGCCUUAUCGAAAUAAAGAAGAAUAAUAGUAGCUAAGCUGUCGGUUUAAGGAGUUUGAAUAACUAGUACUUAGCUGAACACAGCAAAUUUUACGUAUGUUGUUGAAUAUUUCGUAGAGGUACGUUUUGAGAGUGACUUGGGAACAACAUACAACAUUGGUGUUUGUAUUUAUUUCACAUUUAGUCCGUAAGCCUCGGUUUAGCCGAAACCAGAUCAGAGUUGGCAAAUCAAGUCUUAGAUUUAUUCGCUCAAAAUUGGUUUACUUAAGUACUUUCCAUAAGUAAGACUAAAAUAUCACUAAGUCUAAUGCAAGUUGUUGAGAACGUAGCCGGGAGCGGGAUUCAAAAUAUAAAUAGACUAUGGAAUUUGAUUUUGAUUUGAAGAGUAUAUUUGUAUGAUGUAAUGUAAAGUGUAAAAGUGCCUUAGACAAAACGAAGAACAUAAAUUAUUUGUAAGAAAAACCAACCACACAGCCGGAAAAUAUCCCCAGUUUUCUCUUGAUUUGGCAAAGCUGUGCGUGUGCAAGGCAAGAGGCUUGUACGCGGCAUAUUUUUGUAUGUAUAAAAUAAACCUUAAACUAUUUAUGUACAUAA
Drosophila eugracilis is the source of this 4039-nucleotide messenger RNA. RefSeq names its product beta-1,4-glucuronyltransferase 1. The record is from RefSeq and is a predicted model, not a curated record. Lineage: Eukaryota; Metazoa; Arthropoda; Insecta; Diptera; Drosophilidae. The transcript has 8 exons. Bases 365 to 2014 code for a protein of 549 amino acids.